AAAACCUGCAAAACCUAACAGCUGCGUUUUGCUGCACAACUGGGCGAUCUGCAGAACAAGCAGGUGGCACGCUCAGUCCUGAGGUUUGGCUCGUUUUGUCAUCAUUCAGUUGGAGUUUUGACUUUGCCCUGCAGUUAAAACAUUUCCUAAUCAAGCAUUAUGCUGCUUGAGAUAUUCCUGAUCCUGGGGACAAUCAUCGUCUACUUCUUACGUUCCAGGAAGAAAGAAGAAACAUUGUCCUUUAAAGAGGGAUGGUGGGGCAGGGGCCAAAAGCCUGACACUGAAGAAGAUGCAACUAUUUGGCCAUUUAAGGUGGAAACUACACAAAAAGAUCUGAGCGACUUGUAUAGGAGGCUGGACCAGGCUCGAUUCACUGAGCCAUUGGAGGACAGUUGCUUCCAUUAUGGAACAAACUCAGUGUAUCUCAGGAAAGUUGUCUCCUAUUGGAAAAACCAGUUCAACUGGAAGAAACAAGUUGAAAUUCUCAAUAAGUACCCACAAUUCAAAACUAAGAUUCAAGGCAUUUAUAUCCACUUUGUUCAUGUAAAGCCUCCUUGUUUGCCUGAAGGCCAGUCUGCAAAGCCAUUAUUAAUGGUUCAUGGUUGGCCUGGUUCAUUUUAUGAGUUUUACAAAAUUAUUCCUCUCCUGACUGACCCUGCCAGCCAUGGCUUCAGUGAUGAACACAUUUUUGAAGUCAUUUGCCCUUCUAUCCCUGGCUAUGGUUUCUCCGAAGCACCCCACAAAAAAGGCUUUAAUUCUGUAAGCGCUGCUUCGGUAUUUUAUGAAUUGAUGCUCAGACUGGGAUUCAGCGAGUUCUACGCACAAGGUGGUGACUGGGGCUGGCUCAUCUGCACCAAUCUGGCCCAGAUAGCUCCCAACCAUCUGAAAGGUCUUCAUUUAAAUCUAGCCUCUGUUACAAACAUGGGAUUCACCCACCUGCUCUCCAUUCUGCUGGGCCGCUAUCUUCCAGGGCUCUUCGGUUUCCAGGAUGAAGAUGUGAGGCGGAUGUUUCCCUUCUUGAAAAAAGGGCUCUACAGGAUCUUGUUGGAAUCUGGCUACGCUCACAUACAGGCUACAAAGCCUGAUACUGUUGGUUGUGGUUUGAAUGACUCUCCUGUAGGACUGGCUGCAUACAUCUUAGAGAAAUUUUCUACAUGGACUGAUCUGGAAUUCCGUAAUUUAGAAGAUGGAGGACUAGAGAGGAAGUUUAACCUGGAUGAUCUUCUUACCAAUAUCAUGAUCUACUGGGUGUCAGGCUGCAUAGUCUCCUCAAUGCGUUUCUACAAAGAAAAUCUGCAGAAGGGAAUAGGCACACAGAAACAUGAAAGGCUCCCAGUACAAGUACCUACUGGCAUCGCUUCCUUCCCUAAUGAAGUCAUGCACACACCCCAGGCUUGGGCCCAGAAGAAAUAUACCAACAUAGUGUCUUUCCAUUUGAUGCCUAAAGGUGGCCACUUCGCAGCUUUAGAGGAACCUGAACUUCUUGCUGAAGAUAUUCUGCAAUUUGUCGAGAAAGUAGAGAGGGAGCAACUUUGGAGAAAGAAAGGAGAAUAAUUCCCCUUAGGAAAAGCAGGGUAAUUGCUUAUUGCUUACCAAGUCCACUGUAAUCAGAUCUUAUUCUUGACCAGAUAUGAGAGAACAGCAAGAAAACUAGGAUAGCUGAGGUAGGAUACAGCCUUGGAAACCCAAGGGUUUUUCUUUUUUAGCACAGCUAUGCUAAGAAUGUCGCAUGAAGGUUACUUGGUUAUUUUCUUCCCCAAGCAGAAGCGUCUAAAGCCUGUUCUCUAAUACCACUUACUCUUAUUUUGAAAUUGAGAAAUAGACCUUACCACUACUAAUACUCAGUUUAAUUAUUACCAACAGCUUUUCUUCACAACAGCAGUAAAAGUUGAGUUGAUGUAUGUGUGAGAUUCCCCACAUGUACAAUGGGGAACAGUCAAGCAAGACCUGACUUGAAUGACUUUAUCAAUUAAUCAGCACUGAUCUACAGUGCUCAUUAAACCAACCAGCUGGCUGCUGCUGGCUGCCUUUCUCUUCCAGCCUGUGCUGUUAAGCAGCUUCCUGGCUGUAAGGAAGCUCAGCUCCCCUGCACCAGGCUCCUAGGAAAACAAUGUGUGAGGAGCAGCUGGAGCAUUAGCUGAGUAGCUGAAACACACAGGCUUUUGUAGCUUGGACCAGAAGGGAGGGGUUAGGGGUAGGCGUAAUUACAGCCCAAGUAACCUCUGCACAGAAUUUGUGUUCUUAACAUAGCCCCGGACAGGCUUGAGACACUAUGACUUUGCACUGCUUUUAUGGGGUACUACUGUAAACACCUCUUAAAAUAAAUAAAAAAAAAGAGAUUAACUUAAAAUUAAAGGAAAUUCGCAUUGAAACUUUGAAUAACACUUGCACGUACAUAUGCUUU
Messenger RNA from Oxyura jamaicensis (ruddy duck), 2404 nucleotides. RefSeq names its product epoxide hydrolase 1 (gene EPHX1). Gene Ontology annotation, biological process: epoxide metabolic process. The coding region runs from base 160 to 1554 and encodes 464 amino acids. NCBI's taxonomy places the organism in Eukaryota, Metazoa, Chordata, Aves, Anseriformes, Anatidae. The record is from RefSeq and is a predicted model, not a curated record. The transcript has 9 exons. Gene Ontology annotation, molecular function: epoxide hydrolase activity.